Paramisgurnus dabryanus is the source of this 1027-nucleotide messenger RNA. NCBI's taxonomy places the organism in Eukaryota, Metazoa, Chordata, Actinopteri, Cypriniformes, Cobitidae. The record is from RefSeq and is a predicted model, not a curated record.
UCAAAGAGUUAAAUACCUCAUAACAGCUGAUUACUCCCACAAAUGCAAUGCAUACACACAUACAUGUAUGUGCCUUUCAUUAUUGAUAGGGUGUAGUGACAGGAAAAAGUCUCUUACUGACAAUGGCAUCUAGAAUAUGUGACAGUGUUCUUGUGACUGGAUCAAAUCGUGGAAUUGGACUCGAGUUGGUUCGUCAGUUGGUUGAUUCAGCUUUACGUCCAAUCAAGAUAUUUGCUGGAUGUAGACACCCAAAUGAACCAAAGGCACAGGAACUCCAGGAACUAGCUCAGAAGCACCAGGAUGUGAUCACAGUUGUCCAACUUGAUAUUAAUGAUCCGGAUAGUAUUACAAAAGCCUUGAAGCUGGUGGAGGCCAAACUGAAGGACAAAGGCCUGAAUCUGAUUAUUAACAAUGCAGGUGUAAAUAUUAAAAGGUCAUUAGCAGACACAGGAAAAAGUGAGAUGGUUCAAGUGUUUUCGACUAACGUUGUAGGACCUAUGCUUGUCGCAAAGGAUUUUCACCCUCUCCUAUGCAAAGCUGCAAAUCAAUUUCCUCAUGAAACAAGCAUGUCUUGUAGUAGAUCAGCUAUCAUCAAUGUCUCCACAUACGUGUCUUCCAUCACCCUAUGCCCUACAAAUUUCUCCACCGCUCCUAUGUAUGCCUAUAGGGUUAGCAAGGCUGCACUGAACAUGUUAACACGCUGCUUGGCUGAGGAUUUUAAAAAGGAUGGCAUUCUAGUUAUGGCCCUACAUCCAGGAUGGGUCCAAACAGAGAUGGGAGGUUCAACGGCUCCCCUAACAACAGCUGAAAGUGUCAAAGGCAUGUUGAAAGUCACCACAAGCCUCACAGAGAAAGACAGUGGAACUCUUUUAGAUUGGAAAGGCGAAAGCAUCCCAUGGUGAUUACUCAAGAAUCAGAAGUUUGUAAUAUUACGGUGCAGAUUGUGCAAAGGCAUUUGCAGUCAUCUCAUUAUAGUGCAUGUUGCAUAUACUGUAUAUGAAAUAUCAUAAAAAUCUUUUGAAAACUU